AGUGCCAUAUGACAGUUGAGGUUAUGUGGUAGUUUGUAAAAACAUGGGUAAAAAAUCAAAAUCCUCGCCUGGUUUGGGCCGGUCGUUGAUCAAGGACCGGUUUGGGAGCACCAAGGGUCGCAAACUAACCCCCGACAAGUCUAUGUUGCAUACAACAGAAUUGCAAGAUGGGUACGACUGGGGCCGCUUGAAUUUACAAUCAGUGACUGAGGAGUCAUCGUUUCAGGAAUUCUUAGCCACCGCGGAAUUAACAGGGGCCGAGUUUCAGGCCGAAAAGCUCGAUAUAAAAUUUGUCAAUCCUAAAUCAAACAUCGGCUUGCUGACUCAAGACGAGAUAAACAAGGCAAAGAAUCUCCAUGAGAAACACAGAGGAGAGUUGAGGAUUCCCCGACGCCCCCCUUGGAACGCCAACAUGAGUAAAGAAGAGUUGGACCAAAACGAAAAAGAGUACUUUCUCCAGUGGCGCAAAGGUUUGGCCAAAUUGCAGGAAGACGAAGGCUUGCUUUUGACCCCCUAUGAACGGAAUCUCGAGUUCUGGAGACAACUAUGGAGAGUGGUUGAAAAAAGUGACGUAAUUGUGCAAAUUGUAGAUGCCAGAAACCCCCUACUUUUUUAUUGCGAAGACUUGGAGAAGUACACACAGGAGGUGUCACCGGAGAAAAUGAGCGUAGUCCUGGUCAAUAAAGCUGAUUUUUUAACCCAGGAGCAAAGACAAGCCUGGGCUGACUAUUUCACGUCCCAAAAUGUGAAAGCUAUCUUUUAUUCAGCCACUUUAGCGUCAGAAACUGAGCCAAGGGGAGGAGCGGACCAAUCAGAAUUGAAUCAGCUCCAAGACUACGUUGACACUCUAGAACGAGAAGUUGAGAAAACUGCGCAAAAAUUGAAUGAGAUUUUAGGAGUCCUGAAACUGGAGUUUCAAAAUUCCAACGAGAUAUUAACUAAAGACCAGUUGAUUGAUUUGUUUAAAAACAUUCAUAAAGGUUGUAAAGUUACUGAAGAUGUUACAACUAUUGGUCUUGUUGGGUACCCCAAUGUGGGGAAAAGUUCAACAAUUAAUUCACUUUUGUCGGCUAAAAAAGUCUCGGUUUCUGCCACUCCGGGGAAAACCAAACAUUUCCAGACUCUAUUUCUUACGAAAAAUCUGCUCCUCUGUGAUUGUCCUGGACUUGUAAUGCCUAAGUUUGUUUUUACCAAAGCUGAAAUGAUUAUAAAUGGAAUACUGCCAAUAGAUCAAAUGAGGGAUCAUGUACCCCCUGUUAAUUUAAUCGCGACAUUAAUUCCUAAACAUGUGUUGGAAGACAAGUACGGGAUCAUGUUACCAGCCCCCAUGGAAGGGGAGGAUCCUGACAGGUGCCCCACUUCAGAGGAAUUAUUAAACGCAUAUGCUUAUAACAGGGGAUUUAUGACUGCUAAUGGCCAGCCUGAUAAUCCCAGAGCAGCUAGAUAUAUUUUAAAAGAUUACAUGAAUGGGAAAUUAUUAUAUUGUCAUGCCCCUCCUAGUGUUGCCCAAACGGAAUACCACAGGUGGCCCGAAAGACAGAAAUUUCGUUCUUUAGAAACCGCACCUCCUCGCCAAAUUCGUGCUAUAAAAACAAGUCGUGCAACGACUGAAGACGUUGAUAAAAUGUUCUUCCAUGGGGGCUCAUCAGCUGUGCAUACGAAAGGAAAGACAAUGAUUGGUGGUUACGGGGCUGUGAAUGGUAGCGUCCUGGGGGAUAAACCUUGGAAGAAGGUCAACAAACAUGAAAAUAAGAACAAGAGGGAGAAACUGAGAAGAGUUUAUGCUCAUCUGGACCAACACUGAUUAAAAAAGUUUUAUUAGGAAGACAAAAUCAAGUUGAGAAUUUUUAUAAUAAAUUAAUUAAAUACAAUGCUGUGCAAUA
Molecule: messenger RNA, 1883 nt
Organism: Tribolium madens (black flour beetle)
Lineage: Eukaryota; Metazoa; Arthropoda; Insecta; Coleoptera; Tenebrionidae
Product: large subunit GTPase 1 homolog
Exons: 5
Coding region: 44-1804 (586 amino acids)
Biological process (GO): ribosomal subunit export from nucleus
Cellular component (GO): cytosol
Molecular function (GO): GTPase activity; GTP binding
Source: RefSeq, a predicted model, not a curated record